Messenger RNA from Drosophila grimshawi, 1961 nucleotides. RefSeq names its product protein unc-119 homolog (gene unc-119). NCBI's taxonomy places the organism in Eukaryota, Metazoa, Arthropoda, Insecta, Diptera, Drosophilidae. Gene Ontology annotation, biological process: cilium assembly; lipoprotein transport; nervous system development. Gene Ontology annotation, molecular function: lipid binding. The record is from RefSeq and is a predicted model, not a curated record. The transcript has 4 exons. Gene Ontology annotation, cellular component: cilium. The coding region runs from base 455 to 1234 and encodes 259 amino acids.
ACAGUGUCGUCGAUGUUAGUGUGUGCGUGUGUGUGUGUGAACGAGUUGAUUUACUUUGAAAUACUCAACCAAACACAAAAUGUCAACAAUAUAAAUUAUUUUUUGUUGCAUUUUGCCAUAGACAGGUGCUAAACGAGUGCAGUAGGCAGCAGCAGCAAUAAUAACAACCAACAGUAAUAACAAUAACAAUAGCAGGGCAGCUGCUGCUAGAAGGAAUUAUACAAAACAACAACAAAGGCAACAACACGCACAACACACACACACACACACAUUUGCAGAAGACAGGCGGAAAAACAAAUACAAACAAAGGCAGCUUUUCCAGAAAUUGGGUCGCGUUCGUUUUUUUUUUGGUGGAUUUCUUGUUAUGACAACUUUGAAUAAAUGUUUCGCCUGAGACGCAGGUGGACACAGUAGACACCUUUUCCCCCUCCCACCCCGCAGCAGAACGGCAGCAAUGAGCGUCGUUGGCAAGCAAUUGAAUCCGGUGCAAUCGUCCUCAGCCACCUCCAGCGCCUCCUCAUCCACAACCGUAUCUGGUGCAGCGGGCAGCAGCAGUAGCGAAUCGAGCAAUGCAGUUGCAGCUGGGGCAAGUGUCGCCGCCGGCGGCGAUGGGAAGCGUGGCAAGGAGGAAUCGAAUGUGACGCCGGAGGAUGUGCUGCAUCUGACGAAGAUAACCGAUGAUUAUCUCUGCUCGGCGAACGCCAAUGUGUUCGAAAUUGACUUUACACGGUUCAAGAUACGCGACCUGGAGAGCGGUGCCGUCCUCUUUGAGAUUGCCAAGCCGCCCAGCGAGCAGUAUCCCGAUGGGCUAUCCAUCGAGGAGACCAUGCUGGCCGCUGCCGAGGAUCUGUCGCUCGAUGACACUGCCGAUCCCAAUGCCGGACGCUAUGUCCGCUAUCAGUUCACCCCAGCGUUUCUCAAUCUCAAGACAGUGGGCGCCACGGUGGAGUUCACUGUGGGCAGCCAGCCAGUGAACAAUUUUCGCAUGAUUGAGCGUCACUUUUUCCGCGAUCGCUUGCUAAAAACAUUCGAUUUUGAGUUCGGAUAUUGCAUUCCAUAUUCCAAGAAUACGUGCGAGCACAUUUACGAGUUUCCUAAUCUUCCACCAGACCUGGUUGCUGAAAUGAUAUCGAGUCCCUUUGAGACGCGCUCGGACAGCUUUUACUUUGUGGAAAAUCGACUCGUCAUGCACAAUAAGGCGGACUACGCCUACGACGGCGGGAUAAUUGUCUAAUCGUCUAACGGAGAUGAGAGCUAAAGAAUUGAUGCAGCUGUUAACUAAAUCUAAAACCUAGAACAAACAACUAAACUAACAAAACUACAUUGCUGACUCACUCAUACACACACACACACACACACAACACGAAAACCAAAGCAAGCCACAAAUUUAUGAAAACUAAAAGAAAACAAAAACAAAAACAAAAAUGAAAAUGAAGGAAAAAAACCAUUUUAGCCUUAGCACAAUGUUUUACCCACCAUUCCUGUUUAAUGUAUUUAUUAUAAUAAACACACAUACACCUCCAUAAGCAUACACACACACACACACACACACGCACGCAAACUGUGUUCAUUUAUAAGAAGUGUUAAACAAAAACAAAACAAAAAUGGAAUAUUUUAUUUGAAAAAUCUAUUUAAUUUGUAAGUUCAAUGUGAUUUCCCCUUCUGCAUCCCAAAUACUCCCCCCAAAACCUUAUUUGUAUUUUAUUUAUUAUGUUGUACUUUAAGCCAGCCACAUACAUAUUAUACACAUAUAUAUACAUACAUAUAUAUAUAUAUAUAUACGAUCAUGCAGCGUUUUUGUAUGCCGCAUGCUGAAUUUAUUUAAGUAACGUUUUUUAUGUAUUACCUUUUUAUUGUUUGUUUGUUAGUUUCGUCUUUUUGUGUAUGUAUGUGUUAAGAUAUUUUAAAAGCCGUCUUUACUAUAUAAAUUCCAAACAUGAGAACGAGAAUUAAAUUUACAU